Priapulus caudatus is the source of this 1960-nucleotide messenger RNA. Its product is annotated as hemicentin-1-like. NCBI's taxonomy places the organism in Eukaryota, Metazoa, Priapulida, Priapulimorpha, Priapulimorphida, Priapulidae. The record is from RefSeq and is a predicted model, not a curated record. The transcript has a single exon. Bases 1 to 1740 code for a protein of 579 amino acids.
AUGGCAGCAGUGAAUCUGGGUGUGGUGCUUAUCCUGUGCGAAGCGCUAGUGGUCGUGAAGACGCAAUUCCUGCAGCAACCACGUGACACGACGGCCGCUGCAGGCGCUGACGUCACGCUGUUCUGCAUACUUGACCUGACUUACGACGCCGGUGGUGGUGAAGGCAUUCAAAUACAAUCUGGGUGGUACCGCGACGGUACCGAGAUUAUUAUCAAGAAGGAAGACAGAUACUCUUAUAGUGAUGCCGAGUAUUACAAGACAGGCGACCAUAGCAUAGACAUACAAGCGCUACAAUUAGAUAUCGAUGAUGCUGAGUUCUACUGUCAGUGGCAGCAGCAAGGUUCGCUUAACCCCACGUCUGGCAGAAUUUCUCUGACGGUACUCAUGGAACCGCAAUCAGUGACCAUUUCUCCGAUUGCCAACGCCUCUUCGCCAGAUGACACGCUGCAGUUCGCCUGCGUUUCAAACAGCAGUAAGCCCGCAGCGAAGAUCAGCUGGUUGCUGAACGAGGAAGACAUUACUCGUGAUUCGCAGGCAACUGAAGAACCGGGCUUCAUACAGAAGACCUUCACAACUAAGAGCAUCCUGAGUCAUGUGUUUUCAUCGGAUGAUGAUGAAAAGACGCUGCGCUGUCAUGUCUACACCCAUGACGAUCUAACCGCGAUCGAUAAAUCAGAGACUCUAUACUUGAGUGAAACUGUUGUCAUCAGCAGCACCAACAAGCCUACCAGCGAUGGCGUCAUCGUCCUAGCAGAGCAGAAGUUGGUAAUGAACUGCGAUGCUAACGGAUACCCAGAGCCGUUCUACACGUGGAUGUACGAUGACGCCGAAUACCAGUCCACGGGAACAAUAAACGAGUUAGUGAUCGAGCCAAUAGCGUUCCAGGACAGCGGAUCGUACUCGUGUCAAGCGACUAGUGUCUUUGGUGAUUACAAGUCGACUAACACGAUGAACGUGAUUGUGGCGGUGCCAGCAGAGGAUGUUACCAUGACGAUGGACGGCGAUGCUGUUGAGGGGGAUUCGGUAACAUUAACCGCAGAUGAACAUGUAGUUAGUUGCACUGCAAGUAAGGGCUUCCCGGAAGGAACAGUAGCAUGGCAACUUGAUGGCACAGCUAUCGACGGAGCCGUUACUUCACAUGUCAGCGAGGACGAUGGCACGGUAACGACACAGAGCACGCUGACACGCACGUUUACCGUUACUGACCACGAUAAAACACUACUCUGUAGUUACGCGGACAUAUACGAUUCCUAUCCUUCAAGGUCGCUCGCCGUGAAGCUUAACGUUAUGUACCUGAACGACGCGGUUACAGUGAGCAGUGAAGACGGACCAGGUAAUGUGACCAUCAUCCCUGGCAACAAGCUAUCGCUCCUCUGCAGUGCAGACGGAUACCCGCAACCAACUUAUUCAUGGCUUCACAACGAAACUGAGAUAAGUGGGAAAGAAAGCAGUCAGUACGUGAUCGAGACUGCCACAUAUUUAGAUGCGGGCGACUACGCAUGCGCGGCCAGCAACUCUGUCGGCAAAGUGACUUCUAGUAAUUCGGUCUUUGUGACUGUUUACGUUUCGCCGAAACCCCCGGAUGAUUGCGCCAACAUUGGACUCAUUCUCGGACUUGUCUUCGGCGGCUUAGCAGUGAUUGUCGUCAUCGUCACCGUCUUCGUAAUUUUUGUAAUAUUUGUAAUUUUUGUAAUAUUUGUAAUUUUUGUAAUGUUUGUGAUAUUGGCAAAGCGCUUAUAACGAUAAGAGGUGACACUCCCUAUCUAACGCUAUGUAAUUUGAUUGCAAGUGCUGCCAAAUAGUGACCAGCUUGAUUAAAAUGAUUAUAAACCAUUGCAAGAUAUUACUUAUCAUUACAUUUUGAUGCUUUUUUAUUGAAUAUGGCCAUAUAAUUAAAACAUCGGAGCAGAGUGACUAUGUUCGUCAAUCCCACAUAAUAAACACGUGCUUAACUAAAAUU